Rotaria sp. Silwood2 is the source of this 4095-nucleotide messenger RNA. Lineage: Eukaryota; Metazoa; Rotifera; Eurotatoria; Philodinida; Philodinidae. The record is from the annotation of a GenBank genome assembly.
AUGGCUUCGUACGAUCUUGGUGUAAUGUGCCGCCAUCAAAUUAGAAUUGUAUCGAUUCAUCCAUACAUGUCUUAUACUGAAAUUAUCGAGCUUGUAGCCUCAAAUUUUAAUAUUAAAGUAAACUCAUUUGAAUUGCAAGUUUAUGAUGAGCGAUUUCAAGCAUAUGUCGAUUUUGAUGAGGAAUGUGCUCAAAGACUUCGACAAGUAUUACCUCGAACAGAAAAAAAAACACUUCCUGCAGAAGUUUUAUUUCAAGAAACCAGCGAAGCAGAGCCCGAAUUUUCUGACUUUCAAAAUGUUCUAUCACCAUCGUGUACAUCGGCUAACAGUCCGAAUGAUAUGUCUGUAUCCGAAAAUCCCAGAUCAAUAACGCCAACUCUUGACAUGAAUCUAUGUUUUCAUGAUGCUUCUUCAUCUUCACCCAAUGAUAUUCAUUCAAAUUCUUCUGAUGAUUCUAACACAACAUUCCACAUAGUUUUUGUACGUGAUGUUGCUCCUUACCAAAGAACCCAAUAUCAACUGGGCGAUUGUCAUCGAGAUGCUGUAGAUAUGUGUACUAAAAAGAAAAAGUGCAUCACACGCAUACAAGGUGUUAAAUACGACCAUGAUAACAAAUAUGCUAGUAUUUUGCCGGAAAUUAAAUUUCCAUCGCAUGUUUUGCAACAAGAUCAAAUAACACUUGUCAUCGGUGCUGUUAACGAAGAAUACCAGAAAGAACAAGUAAUUUGGCAUUUAGAUGCGCAAAAAGGUUUUUUACGUGACGAUCUCGACACAGAUACAACAUCGUACAAUCCAAUUUGGCUUAAAAUCGAUCGAUCAACUUUGAUAAACGAUGGCAUUCUCAAAUUACCAUUGAGACUGUGUACUAUUUAUCAAAAACAGGUGAUGCAAGACAAGCUUGUUUUUCACACACUUAGUAUAAGCACUGCUCAAAAGCUUCAUUCAGCUGAUUAUAUACCUAAUACAACAAGACUUGCUUGUGUAAUCGCUGACAGAAAUGGUGCUAUUCAAUGGGAUACAUUCGGAUUGUCUGAUUUUAUGCAUCCAAGAUUCGGAUCAACCUCACAAUAUAUCAUUCAAGAACAAGGUGUUCAUUAUGAUUGUGGUUGUAUUAUUUCACAAAAUGGCGAUUUAUUACAAUUCUUGCAUGCCGAAGGCGCAAACGGAUUAAGUGUACCAUCUGUCUAUGUUGCUUACUUCUCGACAUUUGGUGCAUUGGCAUGGCAUCUUAUAUUAUUUGAAGACUCUGUUCAAAAUUUGUAUGGGCCAAUUCUUGCACCAUCAGCUAUUGAUGAUGAUGAACCAAUUCAUCACCUUGCUGGUGAAAGUACUCGAGCUAAAAUUUGUCAUUUUGUUUGCACCAGAUUACUAUCAACAUUUCACUUUUUGUCAACUAAUUCAAAUCAAAAUGAUGCUUGUAUUAUCUUGACACGUUGUUUUGAACAAAUGGCAUUUCUAACACAAAAUGAAAAUUCAUGGAUUAAAUCUGUAUAUAAAACUAAUGAUGAUGAAAUUAAAGCUGAACAAGAAUAUAAAGAUAGAGUAUUUUAUUUCACUUAUAAUAAGCUGGCUGAAUAUAAAGCGUAUGUCAAUCAAUUAAGUUUACAAUCACAAAUACAAAUGAAUCUACAAAAUUUUAUUGAUCAAAUGCCUAUUAUUGUUCAAUUUACACAUUUUACAACUGAAGUAAAUCGUCUAACAGAUUCACAAAUAUCUCUGAAAAUUUUACAACAUACUCUAACAUCUUUACCAUUUUUAAAAAUAGCUAAAUUAAUAUAUGAUCUUAGUCAAUUCUAUUGUCUUUUACAUCAAAGUUAUACAAAAUUAAUUGAACGAAAUGAAUUUUCCACAAUAGCAUUACAACAAUUAUAUGAUCGUGGUCAAAUCUAUUACAAUAGUUCUUAUCAACAACAAGAUCAAAAUGACAAUAAAACACAUCGAUCAAUUAUUGAAAAUGGAAUUGAAGCUGUUAAUCUUUAUCAUACAUUUUCUUAUGGUUUGAUUCGACCAGGUGCUUGUGAUGAAACGCAACGUUUUUCAACUAUUGGGUGGGAAACGCCAGUGAAUUAUUUAGUUACAAAUGAAAAUCAUGAUGAAGGCGAUAUUGUCAUGCGUAUAAUCAGUGUCUUAGUUGAUUAUCACAAUAGUUUAUUAGAUUUGAUGGAAAAUGAAUUGAACAAAAAUCAGAAUCAUACUGUUGAUUCUUUGAGAACUUUAAUCAAAGAAUUGACAUCAAAAAAUGUUUCGAUAUUACAAGUGGUAAAUGAUAAUACUGGUGUUAUUCAUUUAAAUGACAGAGAUUGUCUAUGGAUUGACCAGUUAUCACAAGCAAGUCUUAUUUUUAACGAUGAACAAUAUUUCAUAACAUCAGAUUCUCGAUUUACGUUUGAUUUUGUUUAUAUUCAAUCACAGAUUAUUCGAACAUAUCUUCUAUAUUGUCGUAUUAACUAUCGUCAUAUUAUUCAAAAAUAUCAAUGUCAUACAAAUCGAACAAAAACAACAACAACAGAUGAUGAACAUUUAGAUCUCGAUGAAAAAUACUUAGUUCGAUUAAAUGAUGAACAACUUGAAAAGGAAUGGAAUUAUUUAAAAGAUAUUUUAUUAGACAAACUUUAUGAUACUUAUAAACUUCUAAGACAAAUAGCAUUAACAUUAAAAACUCAACAGAAUGAUUUUUCAUCAAAUUAUCUUUUUGAAUUUGUUCGAAUGACUGAUAAAGAUAAUGAUAUUCUUCGACAAUUAGAAAAAUAUGAAAUAAAAGAUUUUCAAUUAUGUUAUAUUGAUCAUGUUAUUGAAAUUUAUGGAGAAUCAGUUAGUGGAUUUCAACAUUUAUUUACAGAUAUGCCACCUUUACUUCGAAUUCAUAUUGAUUCUCAAUUAAAUGAUAAACUUGUUCAAAACCUAAAUGAAAAUAUUAUUAACAUUGACUAUAACAAUAAUGUUGAUAAAAUUCAAACAACGAUACAAACAAUUACAACAUUUCUUAAUGAACUGAAAGAUAUUGAAGAUGAACUUCAACAACAAUCCACACACUCACUAACAGAAACAUGUGGAUUUUUAGCAAUUGAAAAUUCAAUACUUUCAUGGAUACCUGAUAAAAUAAAAUGUGAAAAUUAUGUCGAUGUUUAUAUUCAUUUAAUACGCACAAGAUCAAAACUUCAAGAACAAAAAUUUAAUAUCGAAGAACAAAAAAUGAAAUUAUGGGAUGAAAGUUUUAAUGCAGAUGAAUCACAAGAGAAACAAGGAAGUCGUUUUCAACAAUAUCUAAAUCCACAUUAUGAUAAACAAAAAUCGAACGAAAAUGAAACUACUAAUAAAUCAAACGAUGAUUGGCAACUUCCUGAAAUUGAUACAAACGAAACAACUCCUAAUGUAACGAAUGAACAUAAUUUACAUAAUAAUGAUCCAUAUGUAAAUCAACCACUGCCCAAUUCUAACGAUCUUCCCGAAGAAAAUAUUCAAUAUACAUCUUUAAUGAAAUUAAAUUUCAAAGCAAUUUCAUGUAUAUCAUCAAGCUUGUCUCAACAAAUACAUAAAUAUCGAAAGGAACCAUUGACAGAACCAACGACUGUAACUAGGCCACCAAAAUAUACUAUUAUACAUCCGAAUGGAGAAUCGAAAUCAGCUCUAUGGAAGAGGGAAAAUAUUUGUGAACAAUUUAAAAAAUUAUUCGAUGAUAAAAAAUAUAACUAUGAUUUAUACAUUGUUGUGGAUAAAAAUGAAAUGUUUUUUGAUUUUACAAAGAAUAAUUACCUUUUAGCAGAUCCAUCAAUUUUAGAAUAUCAUAUCAUUGAAAAACAAUUUUUAAUUCAAACUAAAAUUUAUUUUCGAACACAAAUGAAAGAAUAUCUAACUACAUCCAAAUGCAAUGUUUCAACUAUGAUUCAUCAUUUUAUUGAUAAUGAACAACUUAAAUCUUUAUCAACAGAUAUUAUUCUAUGUUUCUUUGACGAAUACGGUAAAUGUAUUAAUGAUGGAAUCAUAAAUGAUCUUUGCAAACCAGAUUGUAAGACAGUUUCAAUUUUUGUGACCGAAGAAACAUCAAAUGGUAACACAUUAUAUGAGCUUGCUUUACAAGAUAAAAAUGGUAAUUAA